This is a messenger RNA of Asparagus officinalis (garden asparagus), 1601 nucleotides long. RefSeq names its product shaggy-related protein kinase iota-like. Gene Ontology annotation, molecular function: protein serine/threonine kinase activity; ATP binding. Bases 23 to 1159 code for a protein of 378 amino acids. Gene Ontology annotation, cellular component: cytoplasm. The record is from RefSeq and is a predicted model, not a curated record. Gene Ontology annotation, biological process: protein phosphorylation; signal transduction. Lineage: Eukaryota; Viridiplantae; Streptophyta; Magnoliopsida; Asparagales; Asparagaceae. The transcript has 12 exons.
CCGCCGCCGCCGCCGGCCGAAAAUGGCUGAAGAAAAGGAUCAGACUAUGACGGAGUCGAACGAACCCGUCACCGGACAUAUCAUCUCUACUACAAUUGAAGGGAAGAAUGGUGAACCAAAGAGGACGAUUAGCUAUAUGGCUGAGCGCAUUGUGGGAACUGGGUCAUUUGGAAUUGUCUUCCAGGCCAAAUGCUUGGAAACAGGGGAGACUGUUGCCAUAAAGAAGGUGUUGCGGGACAAGAGAUACAAGAAUCGGGAGCUUCAAUUGAUGCGCACGAUGGAUCAUCCUAAUGUUGUUUCUUUAAAGCACUGUUUUUUCUCGACCACAAGCAGAGACGAGCUUUUUCUCAACCUGGUCAUGGAGUUUGUGCCUGAAUCUUUAUACCGAGUUCUUAAGCAUUAUAGUAGUAUGAACCAGAGGAUGCCAUUGAUAUUUGUGAAGCUCUAUACCUAUCAGAUUUUCAGGGGGCUAGCUUAUAUUCAUAGUGUUCCAGGAGUUUGCCAUAGAGAUGUGAAGCCACAAAAUGUUCUGGUUGAUCCUCUCACUCACCAAGUUAAGCUUUGUGAUUUUGGAAGCGCCAAAAUUCUGGUUAAGGGUGAAGCAAACAUAUCUUACAUUUGUUCACGCUAUUAUCGUGCUCCGGAACUUAUAUUUGGGGCGACAGAGUACACUACUUCUAUUGACAUAUGGUCAGCAGGCUGUGUCCUUGCUGAGUUACUCCUUGGGCAGCCACUGUUUCCUGGAGAAAGUGCUGUUGAUCAGCUGGUUGAGAUAAUCAAGGUUCUUGGUACUCCAACUCGGGAGGAAAUUCGGUGCAUGAAUCCUAACUAUACAGAUUUUAGGUUUCCACAGAUAAAAGCUCAUCCAUGGCAUAAGAUAUUCCACAAGAGAAUGCCACCAGAAGCAAUAGAUCUUACAUCACGACUUCUCCAGUACUCACCAAGUUUUCGUUGUACUGCAUUAGAAGCAUGUUCCCAUCCCUUUUUUGAUGAACUCCGUGAACCCAAUGCACGAUUGCCAAAUGGUCGGCCAUUGCCUCCCCUUUUCAACUUCCAACAAGAGCUAGAUGGGGCAUCUCAAGAUCUCAUCAACAAGCUAAUUCCAGAACACGUGAGGCGCCAACCUGGUCUCAGUCUCUUCUAUCCGGCUGGGACAUAAAAAAAACGAACCUUCUUAAAGAAUGGACGCCAAAGGAAAAAAAGGAGGUUUUCAUUUAUUUCUUCAUGUACUGCAGAUGAAAUCCACCGAUUAAAGUUGCUGCUAUAGAAAGUUAAAGUCAGCAUGGUCGCUAGUUUGAGGAAUGGCGCUUAUACUAUUGAGCCAUCAACAGUUCAGGUAUUGUAUAUUGUAUAAUAACUUUUAGGAUUCUUGUGAUGGAUAGCUGUGGGUAGAAGUUGAUGCUGGAUGUUCAGUAAAUGGCGAAGGAAGUUUGGCUGGAGUAGCAGUUUGUAUUUUGGGUAUGUUCGGCUGGAGACUGUAGAAAUGACUGCGAUUAGUUCUUAUCUUUCAUAUCUAUAAUUAUCAAGUUUCAUGUUUUUAUUAACAAUUUAUUGGUCAGUUUUAUGUAAAUUUACGUUCCUAAUCCAGAGUUUUGAAAAGC